AUGUUCGUGCCAAUCCUUUCGACUAUAUUACUACUUGAUGUCAGUGUAUCCUCCACGUCUAAUUCGAGUUUAGUCCAUCAUGAUGUCGUGUUCGUACGUUCGCUGCCUUCUGCAAAUAGUAGCUUGACCGUUGCUGAAGGAGAGGUGGAGAGUUACGAUGAUGUGGAUCGCACCGCGUUCAUACAGCCAGUUGCUGCAUGGAAAACAUCACGAAAGUCUCCAGUCUUCUCAAAAAAGUUGAAUGAAUUGCUGCAGAGCGAUUCAAGAAACAUUGAGAAGAUAUUCAGAUAUUUUGAGAAGCUUCGCGAGUCAAAUGAUGAAAACAUUGUACUAUUCGUCGAUAAGACCAUCUCCGAUUUGCUUCGAAAGUCUGCGACAAGCGAGUUAACACAGAUAGAACUGCUCAAAUCUAAAACGCCUGCAUCUAAGAUCUUCACAAGUUUGAUGCUACAAACACAAGACGGGUCUCUUGAAGAAUUUUUCCGCCUUGAGCUUCACAUUACGUUUCUGUCUUACGCCACCAAACUAAUGGUCCAAGAAGGCACUGCGAUAAAUCGCCGUGGACCCUCAGAAGACCUAUAUCGUAUUCUCACGGCAAAUCGCAAUGGAGAAACUUUGAUAGCUUGGCUUGGAAAAUGUCAGUUGGCUGGCGAUUCGAAAAAGUUAAUCGAAUCUUUCAUAUAUGGCUUGUUGAGAUCGUCUACGACCAAACAUCUAGCAUAUCGACUUCUAUCGUUGCGUGAUGAAGAUGUUCUUGUUCUUUUCAGAAUUCUCUAUGGGCCAAAAGAGGAGCCCGAUGAGUUGAGGAUAAAGAGUGAGUUGCUUAAGUAUGCUGCAUUUAUUCGUUUCAACUACAUUGAACACGAGUCAAAGAGUUUUUCUUUCGUUGUGCCUGCUCUGCAUGAUUACUUGAAAAGUUCGUUCGGACUAUCGGCUGAAGAUCAAAGGCAGUUAUUUUCGCGAAAAGAAGUGGAAUUGGUUAUGCCAAAGCUUGAUCCGGAGUACGAAACCUAUAAGGGUUUCUCCUGGUCAGAGUUUACGGAGGAUGAAGUGCGUUUGUUCAAAGCUGCAUUGCAAUCCAACGAGUAUGCAAUUUUGGUCAGAGAGGCGUUAAAAGCAAACAGGCAGGUUGCUUCAUUUGCCAAUAAGUUAGGGGAGCAGAAUGCGGUGAACACGUUUAUGUGGAUGCUGAACCAGGAGGAACUCGUGCAAAUGCUUCAAGCGGUGCUUAAAGACGUUAACGCAGUGCAAGUGGCUGAAGAAAUUCGAAACGAAAAUAGUGAUCUUUCGUCGUAUUUUAUGAAACAUGGUGCAGAUACGACUAUCUUUCGUUAUUGGUUCGCCAAUGAUGAUAGAUUGAGAGUGCUCGAAACGUCUAUGAUGGAUGAAAACAGUCUGACGAUGUUUAAAGAUGCGUUGGGGUCAGCAGGACAGUUAAAAUUGGUUGCUGACAUGUUAAGCAGUACGGAAUUGGAUACGGUGACGAUACUCAAAUCGAUACUUGACGAUGAGAUUAUAGUGAAGUAUCUCAAAGAGGCUGUGAAGGAUGACAAGAGUUUGGAAUCAUUUAGAUUGGCUUUGGAGCACACGAUAGAUGUCAAGAAUAUCAAGUCAAAGGCUGGUCAUGGUCUCAAAGCUGUAUUAAAUGAUAUGAAUCAAGUGUUUUCUCUAAGAGUGGCUAUCAAAGAUGAUAGUCGUGCGACGUUGUUUCGAGCGGCUUUGGAGGAUAAGAAACAUGAGGAUGAUUUCUUCAAAGCAUUGAACGAAAAGAGAUUGACAAAUGUGUUUAUAUCGAUACUUGCUGAAAACGAAAAGUUGGAAUGGCUUGAAAGGGCUGUUGCGAAAGGAAGAUACGGGAGGUUGGAAUUUGAUAGAGAUGACAAGAUGCUGGCAGAUGAGAUGGUAAAGUAUAUCAACUCAGGACAAGGCGACAAAACUCAUUACUAG
Plasmopara halstedii is the source of this 1947-nucleotide messenger RNA. RefSeq lists its product as uncharacterized. The transcript has 2 exons. NCBI's taxonomy places the organism in Eukaryota, Oomycota, Peronosporomycetes, Peronosporales, Peronosporaceae. The record is from RefSeq and is a predicted model, not a curated record. Bases 1 to 1947 code for a protein of 648 amino acids.